AUGGGAAUUGCUCCUGACGCUGUUACUUACAACUCGUUGAUUAAAGGAGUGUGCGACAGAGGUCAGUUUGAAGAAGCUACAAGGCUGUUUUAUGAAAUGAAGAGUAGAAAUAUCUAUGCAGAUGUAUUCACCUUCAACAUCUUUGUUGAUGGACUAUGUAAGGAGGGGAAAAUCGUAAAAGGCAAAAGGGCGGUUGAAAUUAUGAUUGAUAAAGUUCUUGAGCCUGAUCAGAUUACCUACAAUUCACUAAUUUAUUGUUUACGAGGUGAAAUGGGUGAAGCAAGAAAAGUCUUUGAUCUGAUGCUCGGCAAGGGCCGCAUGGUUGAUGUUUGGAGUUGUAAUAUAUUGAUCAAUGGAUACUGCUGCGAUAAAAAGAUUGAUCUGGCAAAUGACGUUUUUCAGGACAUGUUACCGGGGAGGUUGCUAGAAGCAGAAGAGUUGUACUCUCAGAUGCUAAGUUGUGGCCAACUUCCUGAUCUUCAAACUUGUGCCAUUUUGCUUGAAGGCCUAUGUAGUAGCAACGAUCUACUUCCAAGGGCAGUGGAACAGCUUACAGAGAUGGAAGGUAAAAAGUGGAAACUGAAUAUCAUAAUUUACACCAUCAUCAUUGAAGGUAUGUGCAAAGCUGGAAAACUAGAAUCUGCCACAAACCUCUUCUCUAGUUUGUCAUCAAGAGGAGUUCAACCUGAUGUGAGGUCAUACAAUGUGAUGAUUAAUGGACUCUGUGAUGGAGGCCUAUUGGUUGAAGCGGAAAAGUUGCUUAGAGAAAUGGGAGCGAUGGGCUGUUCUCCAGAUGGUUGCACAUAUAACAUCAUCAUCCGAGGGUUUCUUAAUAACGACGAGAUAUCAAGGGGUGUGCAACUUAUUGAAGAAAUGAUGGAGAUGGGAUUCUCUUCAGACGCAUCAACUAUGGAAUUAGUACUUGCUUUGUUGUCUAAAGAAAAUGUACAUCCAGCAUUGUUGCCAUUUCUAGAAGUUCCAUCAAGAGGUUAA
Fragaria vesca subsp. vesca is the source of this 993-nucleotide messenger RNA. Its product is annotated as pentatricopeptide repeat-containing protein At3g22470, mitochondrial-like. The record is from RefSeq and is a predicted model, not a curated record. Gene Ontology annotation, molecular function: protein binding. The coding region runs from base 1 to 993 and encodes 330 amino acids. NCBI's taxonomy places the organism in Eukaryota, Viridiplantae, Streptophyta, Magnoliopsida, Rosales, Rosaceae. The transcript has 2 exons.